Agrilus planipennis (emerald ash borer) is the source of this 1345-nucleotide messenger RNA. RefSeq names its product developmentally-regulated GTP-binding protein 2. Bases 131 to 1222 code for a protein of 363 amino acids. Gene Ontology annotation, molecular function: GTP binding; GTPase activity. Gene Ontology annotation, biological process: cytoplasmic translation. The record is from RefSeq and is a predicted model, not a curated record. Gene Ontology annotation, cellular component: cytoplasm. The transcript is spliced from 5 exons. NCBI's taxonomy places the organism in Eukaryota, Metazoa, Arthropoda, Insecta, Coleoptera, Buprestidae.
UAUGGUCAUAAACCUAUGAAUCUUCACCAAAACAAAAAUAAUUAAAAAUCUUGUCUAUGAUUUAAAAAAGUGUGAACAAGUGUGAAUAUUAUUUUUUAAAGACGGUAUGAGUAUUUAAAAACUCACAAUCAUGGGUAUCUUAGAUAAAAUAUCAGAAAUAGAAAAAGAAAUUUCAAGGACUCAGAAAAAUAAAGCUACAGAGUAUCAUCUUGGCUUAUUAAAGGCAAAAUUGGCAAAAUAUCGGUCUCAGCUACUGGAACCCUCAAAAAAAUCAGAAAAAGGUGAUGGUUUUGAUGUUCUUAAAAGUGGAGAUGCCAGAGUGGCUUUAAUUGGUUUUCCAUCAGUUGGAAAGUCUACUCUUUUGUCAACCUUAACAAAAACUGAAAGCGAAGCUGCAUCUUACGAAUUUACAACAUUAACAUGUAUUCCUGGAGUUAUAGAAUACAAUGGGGCUAAUAUUCAGCUAUUAGAUUUACCUGGAAUUAUUGAAGGUGCAUCACAAGGAAAAGGAAGAGGAAGGCAAGUUAUUGCUGUUGCUAGAACAGCCGACUUAGUUCUAAUGAUGCUUGAUGCUACCAAACAAGAUGUGCAAAGGCAGCUUUUAGAAAAGGAACUGGAAAGUGUGGGAAUCAGGUUAAAUAAACAAAAGCCAAAUAUUUACUUCAAGAUCAAAAAGGGUGGUGGUAUCUCUUUCAAUUCAACAUGUCCAUUAACUAAGAUUGAUGAAAAACUAGUUCAAAUGAUUCUUCAUGAGUAUAAAAUUUUCAAUGCAGAAGUUUUAUUUAGAGAAGACUGUACUGCUGAUGAACUGAUCGAUGUAAUAUGUGCAAAUCGUGUUUAUCUUCCUUGUCUUUAUGUCUACAACAAAAUCGAUCAAAUUUCUAUCGAAGAAGUUAAUAGAAUCGCAAGACAAGCACACAGUGUAGUUGUGAGUUGUAACAUGAAAUUAAAUCUGGACUAUUUACUAGAAGUGUUAUGGGAAUAUUUAUCUUUAAUACGAGUCUACACAAAGAAGCCUGGUCAACCUCCUGAUUUUGCUGAUGGGUUAAUUUUGAGAAAAGGUGUUAGUGUUGAGCAUGUGUGCCAUGCCAUUCAUCGAAACUUAGUUCAGGCUUUUAAAUACGCUCUCGUUUGGGGUACUAGUACUAAAUAUUCACCCCAAAGAGUUGGUAUAUCACACAUCAUGCAUGAUGAAGAUGUUAUUCAAGUUGUAAAAAAAUAAUAUUGUUACAAAUAUAUUAAUUUGAUACACCAUCUGCUUCUGUGUAUGUUAACUUGAUUAUUCUUACUGCUUUAUAUUUCAAUAAAGGAAAAUUUUUAAAUGAAAUGUAUUUUAAAACAUAAA